Sturnus vulgaris (Common starling) is the source of this 910-nucleotide messenger RNA. NCBI's taxonomy places the organism in Eukaryota, Metazoa, Chordata, Aves, Passeriformes, Sturnidae. The record is from RefSeq and is a predicted model, not a curated record.
CAGCCCUCAGGCAGCCCUGUGUUCCCACCUGCUGUCCUUGGGUGCCACUCGUGGGGGACAGUGUGGACAGUAGAGCACGAUGUUCCUGGUGGGACUCUCGGGUGGGAUCGCAUCGGGGAAAAGCACGGUGGUGGCCGUGCUGCGGGAGCUGGGCUGUGCCGUGAUCGAUGCCGAUGUUAUUGCCAGGCAGGUGGUGCAGCCCCACUCCAAGGCCCAUCAGCAGAUCCUGCAGCACUUUGGCACCGAGAUCCUGCUGGAGAACGGCGAGAUAAAUCGUGAGGCUCUCGGAAACAUUAUCUUCUCCCAGCCUGAGAAACGGCGGCUGCUGAACUCCAUCACCCACCCUGAGAUCCUGAAGGAGAUGUUGAAGCAGAUCCUGAAGUACUUUGUACUUGGCUACCACUACGUGAUCCUUGACAUCCCUCUGCUCUUCGAGACCCGUGGAUUGACCAGGUUUAUGAAAUACACAGUGCUGGUUUACUGUGACCCCCCGACGCAGCUGGUGCGGUUGAUGAAGAGGAACGGAUUGGGCGUGGCCGAGGCCGAAGCUCGGAUCAGCUCCCAGCUGCCCCUGGACGAGAAGCGCAAGUGGGCGACAUACGUCAUCGACAACUGUGGGGACCGGGAAAGCACCCGCAGGCAGUCAGGGAAGGGGCCUGAAUUUCCCUGUUUGAAAAGGGCAGUGAAAGGCCACCUCUGUUAAUGAGCUUUGCCAGCUGAAUGCAGACAGCGGUUUGAGGCGUCUCCUUGCACACUUUCCAAGGUGAACACAGAGGUUUUUCCAGGCACAUUCUCCCUGCUCAGGUUCUCACCCACCAGCUGUGCCUGUGGGAUGAGGCCCUUGUCCCCAUGUGUGUCUCUAUUGUGGGUCUUCAGUGAGCUGAGGCACUUUAAUCUGGAACAAUCUCAC